Alternaria postmessia is the source of this 1177-nucleotide messenger RNA. RefSeq lists its product as uncharacterized. The annotation marks the transcript as partial. The transcript has a single exon. NCBI's taxonomy places the organism in Eukaryota, Fungi, Ascomycota, Dothideomycetes, Pleosporales, Pleosporaceae. The record is from RefSeq and is a predicted model, not a curated record.
GAGCUGAGGAGAAGCCGGAAAAAUGCUAGAGAGGAAAUCUGGCAGAUCAAGGGUUCGAUCGAGGAACUGAAACUCCAAAUAAGCGAGCAUGAGGUGCAGAACGACGAGACCAAGGGUAAAAUCCGCCGCUUGUGCAUCGUCGAACGUAAUGAAUAUUCCAAGGUCGCAAUUCAGCGGGACUUCGCCGCCGGUAUCAGGGAGAUGGACCAGGAAAAUGCGGCAGAAGAAGAUGAGGACAACUUCGAUCCUGACGAAGAACUACGAGACUAUGACCAAGUCGCGAAGUCCCUGCCAGUCUUCUGCGUUAGCAGCCGAGCAUACCAGAAGCUAUGUGGUCGAUUGGUUAAAGACGAUCCUGUCCCAGGCUUCACCAACACCGAGGAGACUGGGAUUCCUCAAUUGCAAGCCCAUUGCAAAAAGCUCACCGCCGGCGGCCGUAUUCAGACCAGCCGCAGUUUCUUGCUGAAUCUGUGUCAGCUCUUGACUGCGUUCAACUUGUGGGCCUCCAUCGAACGGACUGGUUCGAAAGCUACCGGGGAGGAUAAAGAUAGGCAGAUCAAGUGCUUGAAGCUCGCGUUGGCCAACUUGGACGCUGUAUUCAAGGCAUGUAUCUAUGCAUGCUUCGAUCAGGUGCGUGCAGACCUGAAACACUACAUAACUGACAAGCUACCGAAGCUGGUCAAGGAUGCCAUAGACGUCGCACCAAGUACGGUCAAAGCCUGGAGUGAAAAAAAAGAGCAAGGCGGAUUGCCCUGGCCGACUUAUCUGGCUGUGGUAAGACGGCAUGGUGUUUUCCGAUCCUUCUGUGCUGGGCAUCGCGAUUUCAACGCCGAUCUCGUCGAUCCGAUCUUGAAGCAUCUCGCGAAUGGAUGGGAACGAGCAUUUCAAUCGCGCCUGCCUAACGCUUUCUGCGCCUACGCCGCCAACUUUGGUCGUUUACUGCACACCUUCCACGGCUCUGUUGAGCGGCAAGCGGAAGAAACCGGUGUAGGCCUAGCCGAACUCUCCAUCUUGAAACAGCAGGUCUACACCUACGAACAACUCCUCCACAACGUCGCUACGGUGGUAAUCAAGCAAAUGACGCAGCUUCAGCGCGAAACCAAUCGUAAUAUCACACCCACAAUCGCAAACGGCAUGCGCAACGUAUACGAGUUGUGCGCCAGCGAGUGUGGCCCUG